Seriola aureovittata is the source of this 2517-nucleotide messenger RNA. Its product is annotated as receptor-type tyrosine-protein phosphatase C-like. Bases 130 to 2181 code for a protein of 683 amino acids. The transcript has 19 exons. The record is from RefSeq and is a predicted model, not a curated record. Gene Ontology annotation, molecular function: protein binding. Lineage: Eukaryota; Metazoa; Chordata; Actinopteri; Carangiformes; Carangidae.
AGUGUGGACAACAAGUCAAGACACUGCAGUCAACAACAUUAAAACAUACAGCUUCUGUUAGGAGUGUGAAUUUCUGCCCAUUGGACCAUACUGUAUGGUGUGUGGCAGCACACACUCUAACUCCUGUAAAUGGCAGGGCUCUGUGUUCUCAAGAUCCUGCUGCUCUGGACCGGGAUCAUCAGUUUGGCCAAUUCACCAGACGAUAUGACUAAACUGAAGACGACGGCUCCAGAGCCUCAUGUGAUUAUAGUGAGCUGUGAAUAUUCAAGACGCUUUAAUGGACCUGAGGUGAUGUACAUCACACAACAUGGUUAUGCUGGUGAUACUCUGCAUGUGACUGCUUUCAGUGAACACUUUGAGCACAAGUCCAAGACAUAUGAUGUUGCUACUCACUAUCAUGACAAAGCUGUCAUUGAUUUUCUGGUGUUUCUCAUCGUCCUCACGUCUGUGGCAAUACUUGUGGUGAUCGACAGCAUAUAUGUUCUUAACCGUGUUCCUAAGCACAGAAAGUCUCGUGACGUGAAUGAAAACGCGAUGUUUCAAUCGGCAGCAAGUCUCAGGAGCCUCAAGACUUUGCUGCUUUCAGCUGGGAUCAUAUGUCAAAUCACUACAACUGCUGGGCAAAGGAUUACAGCUUCCUCACCUCCACAGUGUUCCUACACUGUAACAUCCAUCAAGUUUGGCUUCCAGAUUGACAUUACAAGCUCUACCCCUCGUGACUACACCAUAAACAUUAGUGAAGAAGGCCGACCAGUCACUGGAAAACACAUCACCGUCCAUCAGUCCAAUCAAAACUCAUCACAUGAAAUCAAACACCUGAAGCCCUGCACUGAAUAUGAGCAUUAUGUGACAUAUCUUGAUGGUGCUGGUGAAAAACACUGUAGCCACCCUGAAAAUAAAACUAGAACGACUGACAUAAGCAAAGAUGAUAUUGAAGAUGUCAGCUGCAUCCCUGGACAUGUUUGUUACCGGAGUGAUUGGGACGUCAGCUCUUUACUAUCAACCACAAAUGUUGUGGGAUGUGACAAUAAAACAUUCUGUGUCAAACCUGGUUACAAUGACAUUUGUUCAGAUUUUACUACAAACUUCACAUGUCCGACCACUUCCUUUAGCCUCACCAGCAUCAUCCCUGUUGAUUUCUUAAACACAAAUGAAAUACAUCAGAUUGUUUCCACUAAACUUCCAGCGAAAAUAGAAACAAAAUUACCUCCAAACUGUAAAAAUCUCUCUGUUGAUUACACCUGCUGGGAGAGUGGCGGAGUCACUGAGCCUAAGCUGGAGUCGGAGCUGGAGCCGUUUACUGACUACAGCUGUAUUGGUCAGAUCAAGGAAAACAAUGUCACCAUCAAAAACACAACUGCUGUUGACGUCAGGAUUGACUGUGAUUUUAACAUAAUCGCCACAAAGGACAGAGUAACCAAUACGUCUAUUGGCUGGAGUUGGAGCACAACCAGUGACAAGUGUCAAGAAGUCCUUCAUGAGCUUGAGAAGCUCGAUAAGCUUUCAUACGACUGCAGCUGUGGUUCUACUCUCUCCCAUCAGACACACUGGAGUAAACCUGACAAAGAGUCAUCAGGAAGAACAUGUCUUGUUAUUGGACUGAAACCAUUCACCACAUACACCUGUGAAGUCAAACCCAUCUACAAGAACAUCAAGAGAGAUGCUAAACAAACUCCAGUGACACAAAAGACUGACGCUGGAAAACCAGACGAUAUUAAAGACCUGAAGACGUCACAGCCAGAGCAUAAUGUGAUUAUAGUAAACUGUAUGUAUUCAGGAAAAUUAAACGGUCUUGAAGGCAAACAGAAAUACAGAGCAGAACUUCAUCAUGGUGGUGUCAUUGUGAAGGAACUUAAAGACAGUAAAUGCAAGUUUGAAUUCAGAGACCUGAGUUACUCUACGACCUACAUAGUGAAGGUCAUUGCUUUCAACACAGAACUGGAGAGCGAGCCCAAGACAAAGGAAGUUUCUACUUUCUACAAUGACAAAGCUGUCAUUGGUUUUCUGGUCUUCCUCUUCAUCACCAUCACAUCUGUUGUGGUGUCUGUGUUGGUCUACAAGAUUUACAUUAAGAAGUGCAGAAAGUCCAGAAAUGAGGUGAAUGAAGAUGUGAUGCUUGAAUCAACAGCAAUUUAUGUUAAUGUACCAACUCCUGGAUGGCAUCAUAUAGAAGCUCGCUGAUGAAGAAAAGCCUGAUGGAGCUGCAAACCAAAUCAUUUACUCUUUACUCUGCUGAGUCAUCAAAUGUUCAGUAUGUAGUGAGUCUUUUGCAGUUAUACAAUUGAUUUCCAAACUUUAAUGAACUUCUUGUUAUUAGCUAAAACCUCCAUUACUAUAUUAGAUGUAACUGUUUAAACUCUAUGGUACUUUUCUCACUUUGUUGCAUUUAAGAGUUUUAACAUGUUGCCUGUUGCUUUCACAUGAAUAUUGUAACAUGUUAGAAAUGAACUUUUUUUUAUUGAUGUUUCUAAGCCCCUUGAGAGCUUUGUAAAAUAAAUAAAGUUACACCAACUAAAU